AUGGCGCAUCUUGAAUGCUUUCACAUGUUAACUACUUUGAAAUUUUACACAACCAUUAACACGAUUAAGCAGCUUGUGUUAGUAAGUAAAAAGUAUCGCCAAAUUUUUGAGAUGUUACACUUCAACCCGGUUCCAAUCAACAACAAAACAAUUGCAUAUUUCCCUCACUUAGAAACGUUGCAUCUUUAUAACCCGACGGACGAGACUUUUGGGAAUAAAGUGGUUUCUUCAACUCAAAUUGAGAACACAAACAGAGUUGCUUUUUAUAAGGUAGUGGUUUGGUUUGAAGUUGAUUACGAGACAACCAUAACCCAUCAAACCAUUGAGUAUAAAAACAUCUGUUAUUCGAAGAGUGAUCGUGUAAAGUAUGGCGACAAGAUCCCCCCCGUUGUUCAUUCCCUUGGGUAUAAAUGUUUUGAAAAGUGCACUUUCAAAUCUUUUGUUGUUCCGACUCAAAUCACGUCUCUCGGGGAACGGUGUUUCAGUGACUGUUGCAACUUACAAUCGAUAACAAUCCCAGACACAGUCCUUUCACUUGGAAAGUCGUGUUUUUAUUAUUGUAGUGAUUUAGAGGAUGUCAGUAUAGGGUCUAAUGUUCGUUCCAUAGGAAGUUAUUGUUUCGAGGGGUGUUAUAUGAAUCUCUGUACUAUUGAAAUACCGGAGGGAUUGACUUCUCUUGGUGAUGACUGUUUCUGUGGAUGCGGGAAUUUGUCGAAAGUGAAGUUGCCAAGCACGCUUAAAGUGUUUGACAUAGAGUGGUUUACUCAAUGUUAUGCACUUCGUCAGAUUGAGUUACCCCGCACCGCACAAAUAGAUACUUUUUACUUUCACAUUUUUGAUACAAAUCGCGAAGUAAAUCCGCUGUGCAAAUUGAAAGUCAAGUGA
Messenger RNA from Entamoeba invadens IP1, 885 nucleotides. RefSeq lists its product as hypothetical. Bases 1 to 885 code for a protein of 294 amino acids. The record is from RefSeq and is a predicted model, not a curated record. The transcript has a single exon. NCBI's taxonomy places the organism in Eukaryota, Evosea, Mastigamoebida, Endamoebidae.